Messenger RNA from Dermacentor silvarum, 1806 nucleotides. Its product is annotated as calcium-activated chloride channel regulator 2-like. The record is from RefSeq and is a predicted model, not a curated record. Bases 28 to 1803 code for a protein of 591 amino acids. The transcript is spliced from 6 exons. NCBI's taxonomy places the organism in Eukaryota, Metazoa, Arthropoda, Arachnida, Ixodida, Ixodidae.
AAUGACCCUCCAUAUGGUUCGAUCGUCAUGGUGGUCACUGACGGUAAAGAAAACAUGGAGCCCAACCUGACGAGCAUGAUUCCAAGCCUCGUGAAUUCCCUCGUUGAAGUGAGCGCGUUUGCACUCGGAACCGCUGCAGACCCCAAGCUCGAAGAACUGGCAGCUGCAACGAACGGCAGGGUGUUCUAUUUCCCGGACAGUCAAAAAUUCGCUGCCGUCCACAUGGAAGUGGCCCUUCAGACAGCCAGCACACCCGGAAUGGUGGAUUCCGCAUGGCCCAUUAUGGUUUUGCACGACGAAAGAAACUUCACCAAUGAGAUCAGUAUCGAAUUCCCCAUCGAUAUUGGUUUGACAAAGAAAGCAACAGUCUUAACUAGAGUUAGUGCGGAGAAAAAUAUCCACACAUGGCUUAUCGACCCUCAUGGAAAGAACUGCACAAGCUGCCGUACGGUUGUGAUUAGUCACGUGGUCCAUAUAACCAUACCGGACCGAGCACAGCCGGGUAUUUGGACGCUUCGGGUCAAAAGUGCCAACAAUGAUCCUAUGGACAUCAACGUGAGAGUAAUGGCACGACCGGAAGACAACACUGAACCCAUUAUUACCGCCGGCCAAAUGACAAGUAUGGACCCUCCCCAAAAAUCCGCUUUUGUCGUCAUUGUCGACGUCACCAAAGGGAAGAAGAUUGUUUUGAAGGCAAGGGUUGUGGCGUACAUAACUGACCCGCAUGGUCGAUUGACUACCUUGACACUUCACGACAACGGCAAAGGGGCCGAUGUGUAUCCCGAUGACGGAAAGUACAGUGGAUAUUACACCAAAUUUACUGGAGAAGGAAGGUACGCCGUGAAGGCACGCGUGAACGGUAAGGAGACGAGGAAAUCCUGCUGCGCAACUUGUUCUGGAAGCGCCAUUACACCCCGCAGGUUGUUGACGUUACCAUCUGGGCAUUGCGAACCGGGCUCUGAAUAUGACGUAAGCUGCUUUCCAAACAGCAACGGAACUUUCAAGCCGGCCCCGCCACCACCAGGGGAGCCAAUCGGCCCUUUCCAGAGGGAGGUCGACCUAGGAUCAGUCAAUGUGCCGUAUGAUCUGCACGAACACAUGGUGCCUCCAAUGACUGUCAGGGACCUAUAUGUUUCUGAGGCGAGACCAGGAGAAAACGGCACUCUUCUGGCGAACAUGACCUGGACAUGGCCAGGGAAGCACAUGGACCAUGGAACUGCGUCGUCAAUCGAUAUCCGAGCGAGCAAAGACUUCAAAGGCCUGGACGACCACUUCGAGUCCCAAGUGCAGAUCGACUCAACGAGCUUGGUUCAAGGCGACUUGAUACCUAGACCGGGAGGGACGACUCACGUUGUAACGAUCUCGCUUACACGUGAAUGGGCCGAGGAAAGAGAAAAUUUCACAAUGUGGAUAGUGAAGUUUGCUCUUAGAGUGAACAACAGCUACGGCCUGAUGUCUGGGUUAUCAAACAUAGCGCAGUUGUCCUACGACGAUUGGUUGAAAACUGGAGCUGGCUACCAUGGCAACAAGUACACCUCAAAGGUUCCAGAAGGCCUGCCGGCCAGGCCCACGACAGCUGGGAAAAGUAGCCCGAAAUCCACGCAAGACAACUCUGCCGAGAAUGACAGUGAUGACGGCACUUCAUCGACGUCACUAAUUCCAUGGCUUCUGGCUCUUCUUGUGGCAGCAGUAGUGGUGGGUUCCGCUGCGCUGUGGAUUCUCAAAAGAAGCAAGGGUGGAAGCGAUACUGGAGUUGGAGACAAGGGUGUUACAGAACUGGCUGAGACAAGUGCGCCAUCAUGAAAG